Aplysia californica (California sea hare) is the source of this 2129-nucleotide messenger RNA. Its product is annotated as chromatin modification-related protein MEAF6. The transcript has 7 exons. NCBI's taxonomy places the organism in Eukaryota, Metazoa, Mollusca, Gastropoda, Aplysiida, Aplysiidae. Gene Ontology annotation, cellular component: NuA4 histone acetyltransferase complex. The record is from RefSeq and is a predicted model, not a curated record. Bases 31 to 588 code for a protein of 185 amino acids.
UCUCGCGGAAAAAACAGCUCAGACUUUUAAAUGAAAGCUGAAGAAAUGGCGGCGAAGUCCAAUAAUUUGGACACUCGUGCCGAAUUAGCCGAGCUGGUUCGUCGGAGGGCAGAAAUAGCAGAAACUCUGCAUAAUUUGGAGCGUCAAAUUUAUGCUUUUGAGGGCAGUUACCUGGAAGACACACAGCUGUAUGGCAACAUUAUCAAAGGAUGGGAUCGUUACCUCACAAACACCAAAAAUACCAAUAGUAAGGCGGACAAGAGGAACAGAAAGUUCAAAGAGGCUGACAGGCUGUUCUCGAAAUCAUCCGUGACAUCUGCGGCUGCUGUAGCUGGGGUGACAGACCAGACAGAAAAGCGAGAACCGGCGAGCCCUGAAUCCAACACGACGACCCCCGCGGGCCAGACCAACGGCCAGAGCUCCCCGACGGGCAGCACGGCCAGCAGUGGUCACCACACGCCGGCCAACACCACCACCUCGGGGAAAGUACUGAAGACAGCCAGCGCCAAGCAGAAGAAAAAUGUGAAAAGUAAAGCCAGAGGAAGGUCGGAAGGAAAACAGAAAAAAGGCAAAGAUUCCAGUCAUUAACAAGUUUGUCGGGGACCAUCGCGAGCCUCUCUGUGGGAUGGAGUCGUCCGGAGAUGUCACGUCCAGCACGGUUGUUGGUGUGGCAGUGGGGACAACACCGUCGUCAGAUCAGCUGCCACGCACGACCAGCAGCAUGCGUCAGCGUCAGAUGAAAUGUUUGGACAAGCUCGUUCGUGUCUCACUCUCGGCUGUUCUGAUAUUCCGUCUAUUUAUUGUUUCAUGAUGUCUGAGGGUUGUUUUUUUUAAAUUUUGUAUGUAGAGUGAUUGUGGUGUGUUUAACUCACUUGAGUCUUUUCCUGCACUUGUUGCUGGAAAAAGCAAGUGCGCUUUUAGUGCAGUGCGUAAGUUCUGGGAAAUGCCACUGUGAGUAUCAUUUACUUUCUGAUGAUCAAAAUUUUAUUUCAGAUCUUGUUUCUGGGAUCUAGUUUUUGCGGAUGAUUUUUGAAGCUCAGUUCAUUUGUUAUGAUGUUGAGACAAAUAUGCUCUUAUUUUGAGAUAUUUUUUACAUUAAUAGUGGAUAUCGAAGACUGCCACUCUAAUGCAAUUUCAGAAUUAGUUGUGAAUUCGCUGAAAAUAAAUGUUUUAAAUGUGAAACUGGGGACGAAGCAUGAGUGCUGGCUAUCGCCUAGUGGGUAGUGCUAGAUCUAGUACUAGAGUUACACGUAUGGCAUGGCAUGAACAGAAGAAAAGAAAGGCACCUUUAGAUCCUGACCCUGUCGUACAAGAUCAGGAAUUAUGAGUUAAUUAAGGCUGCUAUUUGUAGACUAAGUAAGUAAAUAAGGCAUUAGAUUUAGUGCAAGUCGGCUGGGAAAGGAGGCGUCCAUCGUAGCUGUUGAGUUUGUGACAUUCCUCUUUGCAUUGAACCCUGCAUAUUUUUAAACUUUCACUCAGAAAUGAACAAUUUUUCUGCUUCAGAAAACUUGUACUUAGGAUAUUUUGUUUUACACUUGAAUCAAGCUGCUAUUUUUUUUGGGUGGUAAAUUUAUUCCUCUUCUGUUUGGACAUAUGCCAGUUUUAAAAAAUGUAUGCACAUUGACGAAUUGAUUAUUUCUUUAUGGGCUCCCCCCCCCCCCCCCCCCCCCUUACUAUUGUGCUGUGUCUGGUGUAAAUUUGGUGUACGUAGUGGGGAGAUUUUUUUGGGUGAAUUUUUGAGAACCUCAACCCCUCCCCCCAAAAGCCCACUCCCCUACGUUUGUGUUUUUUUAAAAAUAUACCCCAGAUUCAAGUGAGUGAAUGUAGGUGCAUCUACAAACGUGUACAAGAAUUCUGGGAAGGUUGUGUUUGUGGGAAUGAAAGUUUGGUGUGUGUAAGAAAUGCUAUAGUGCUGCAAGUCUUUCGUGUGAAAGUUUGGUGUAAGAAAUUUUAUAGUGCUGCAAGUCUUUCGUGCAAAUGGGGGCGUCUCGUCCGAUGAAGAGUCGCCCUUUCUGAUUUUUACCAUAUAGUGAUUGUCCGACUCAGCAAAUAUGUGUGUGUGCCUAAAAAAAGGUACAAAAAGUCACCACAGACCAUUUUGAGCUACAGGUUGAUAAUGACCAAAAAAA